Podarcis lilfordi (Lilford's wall lizard) is the source of this 5493-nucleotide messenger RNA. Lineage: Eukaryota; Metazoa; Chordata; Lepidosauria; Squamata; Lacertidae. The record is from the annotation of a GenBank genome assembly.
CAACAACAUGCAGAGUUCAGUGGAGCUGGGAGGCUAGCCAACCAGAAGAGUCUCUGAGGUGUACUUGCCUGGAGGUCAGGCAAGUCAGCAUCCAAAAUCAGGUCCAGUCCUAGGAUUGGGCAAACAGCAAUCUAUGUGGUCAGAUGGUCCAGGGGUCAGGGAAUCUGAUGAUCAUGGGGUCAAGACAAGCAGGAAGCAUCAAGGUAGGACCAGGAGCUACAAGAGUUGUUGCCAGCAUCUGACUGCUGCUGUAAUCUCUGCUUGAGAAGGCUGAAGCCAGCUGGUUCUCAUCAGUGCCUUCUUCUCCUCUGUGUCCUUGAAGGCUGAUCAGCUGCAGGUGGAGUGACUCUGCCUUCUCCCCUUUCAGGCUACUGUUCAGCAGGCACAACUGACUCCUGGCCCACAACACUCUAAUAAAGAGGAAUGCUUGCCUACUCUCUUUGCACUUGUUCUAUUUUGCACUUGGAAUGACGAACUUCCUUUGCUCUCUCCAGCACUAAAGAAGGUUUUCGUGGACAACCAAGAAAUUCAAGAGAUGUGCCAGAACAACUUCAUCAUGCUCAAUCUGAUGGUGCGCACAUGUAAUGCACAUAUUAAACUUAUUGUUUGUAGUUACAAUGCUUGAUUUAGUGCUAAAGGUUAAGAUGGUGUGCAUUCUUUUCUUUUUUUUCCCUGCCAGCAUGAAACAACAGACAAGAACAUGUCACCUGAUGGACAAUAUGUGCCUCGAAUCAUGUUUGUAGGUAUGUGUUGGAUGUGACUAUGACCCUAAAAUGGAACCUCAUCUCAAUGAAGCAUGAGGAUUUCCAGCAGCUGGUUGACACUGGAGAGUCCAUGGGUGGUGAAAGGAAAGUGAAAGUCACCUGCUCCUAGCAGUAAUGUAAACUUAAAAUAAAUACAUGCCUAACAUUGCAGCAGCAGAUCUUUACAAUACAUUGCAAAGGUGGUCAACUACAGGAUGCACAUUUAACACAACAAAGUUAACAAACAAAAAAAAGAUUAUCUGAAAGAUUUCAAAAGAAAACAUAAUCAAAGGAAUACAAAAUACUCAUCUAAAAGAGCAUAAUUAACAAGAGAAUACAGUAGUAUCAUAAGCAUAGUACAUAUCUGCUGUUGUUGCUGCCAAUCUUGCCAAUGGUGGUUUGUUUAACAACAACAACAAUUAUUUUAUUUAUACCCCGCCCAUCUGACUGGGUUUCCCCAGCCACUCUGGGUGGCUCCUAACAGAAUAUUAAUAAUAAUAAUUUAAAAAGUGAUAAAGCAUCAAACAUUAAAAACUUCCCUAAACAGGGCUGCCUUCAGAAGUCUUCUAAAAGUCAGAUAGCUAUUUAUUUCUUUGACAUCUCAUGGGAGGGCGUUCCACAGGGCAGACGCCACUACCGAGAAGGCCCUCUGCAAUGAACAGGGUAGUGAUACAAUGACUACUGCAAUCAACACAAGAUAAUAUCACCAAGGCAACUAUCUGUAAACAAACACUAAACAUUCAUAAAAAUGGCAAAGGUAGUUUCUUUCCCAAACAAGUUUUAUCUUAAACAAUACCAAACACAGUAAAUAAAGAGUCCACUUGUGAUAUACCAGUGGUUCAGUGCUCAGACGUUCCGGUAAUCUGAUGUUUCGUCGCUAAAGAGCUUAGUCGUCGAGCUUUGUAGUAAAUAAUAUACAAAAGAAGACAGUAUGUAUUGACUUAAAGCAGGUAAAUCUGUCUCCAUCUGCAUGUUGCCAUUGGGAGGAGCAUAGAAAGAGGACACUGUCCUUCAAUUUGUUAAACCUCCUGAUGGUUUGUGGCAGGUGGCGGCGGUGGAAGCUCAGGCUCGAUGACCUGGGUCUUCAACUAAGAGACAGCCAAGAUAGAUUCCUACCCACAUCCCAACCGCCCAUCACUGUUGUGCAAUGGGUUGGUUCACACUUAAUGCCAAACUAUUGUUCGGUGCUAUAGGAACAAGAUUUUACACACAUGCUCUCUCAUUCCUCUGCUUCCAUCUCCUUCGAGUGCUGUACUAAUAAAUUAGUAAUGUCCAGGUGUUCAAAAAGCCAUAGUUUGCCAUCACAUCCAAACCAGCAAACUAUGGUUUGUCCUUGCCCUGAGAACCAUAACCGGAAUCAGACUCUAGACUGAGCCAUAUUAAAAUUAAUUUCAUUACAGACAACUGAGUAACUUCCCUCAAAAAUCUUAAUUCCUACCUCUUAGCAUGAAAUAAGAGUAAGAUGCUGUUAUAUCAGGGAUGACUACGAUAUUUUGUUUGCUUUUCCAGAUCCUUCACUUACGGUAAGGGCUGAUAUCACUGGAAGAUACUCUAAUCGACUCUAUACUUAUGAGCCUCAAGACCUGCCAGUCUGUGAGUUGAUCCCUCAAAACAAGCUUAUGUUUGUGCUGCCCAUACAGGGAGUGCUCAGGUGAACCCCUCCAGGAGAUUACAAAAUACCCAGAGUGAGAAGCAGGUCUGCACUUUCUGCUUACUGCUGUGCCAAAAAUUUACCUCCUGCACUUUAAAAAAUCAAAAAACAAAAAACUAUUAAUUAAUGAGAAAAGAAAUGGCUUUCAAAAAUUAUCAAAGUGGGAAGAAAAUGUUACAGAAACUCUCACAGGUUGGGUGCAGGUUUUUUUGUCUUGCUCACCUUACUUUUGAAGAAACCAAGGGGUGUUUAUGAGGUUCCUUUUUUCACCUUACAUAUCAUCCCAGCAGUGGUCCGCAGCCUUCCUGGACAUGUGUAUUUCCAUUAAAGCAAUAAAUUCUAGAAUUUUGAGGACAGCUGACAGCACAGCACUAAUGCCUGUAUGCUUUACUGGCCCCAUGCCCUGAUGUCUGCAUGUUUAGUGCAGCAUCCAAAAGGGGAGCUUUUAUAUACUUACACGCACAGGUUGCUGUUUCAGAUGUGCUGAGUAUAUGGACAUUGGCCGGGGGGGGGGGGCGCAGUGCACUGCUAUCCUUGUGCUGGUGGCAUAUAUAUACAGUAGAACCUCUACUUACGACCGCCUCUACUUGGGUCCAAUCCAAGUUGUGACUGCGGCAAACCCAGAAGUAAAUGCUGGUUUUGCCGCGAUUCGCGCACGUGCAGAAGCAGCCAUUUGCACACGCGUAGAAGUGGCUGCCACCGUCUGCACAUGCGCAGAAGUGUGCUGCCACCGAAUGCACCUGCACACAAUGGCGCUUCUACCAGUGACCCAGAUCAACUUACGGAUGGAUCUCCGGAACUGAUUACGUCCGUAAGUAGAGGUUCCACUGUAUAUAUAUUCGAACUGCUAGGUUGGCAGAAGCUGGGACAGAGCAACGGGAGCUCACCCCGUCAAGCAGAUUCCAACCGCUGACCUUCCGAUCUGAGAGAGGGUUUUUUCCCCAAGAAAAAUAGGCACCAGUAUGCACCAUGCCUCCACCUUCCCCUCUGCCUCCAUUGCUUGUCCCCUCCACCCACUCAAUCCCUCCCCCUGCACCUUUGCCGCCGCCACUUCCCACAGCUACAGGCAUGGCCUCUCGGAGCCACACAGUUGCUGAAGAGCCUUCCAAGGAAAGCUUCUGACAAUUGUGAAAAGGUCGCACCACCAUUUUACUAUUGUGGUUCAGCCAAGAUCCAGAUAUGGGGAGCCAAGCAAAUAUCUCCCCUUCCCCACACUGGCCCCUUCUGCUGCCUUCAUAUUUAUAUAGAGCUGGGGACAGGGAGAACAAACAGAGGUCUGUUGGGCCCAGGCGGAGAUUAAUUGGUAUGUGGCUGUAUUGCACCUGCACUUGACUGGAUGGAGCUCAAAGCAUUUCUGGGUUCUUUUGUUUUGCUCUCCAUGUGCAAGAAGAUCCCAGCUGUUGCUUCCAAAGGUCAGGGGGGUGGGGAAAACAGCAAGAUUUUUGGUAGUUUCUUUUCUCUAUUUUUAACCGUGAUCAUCAUUCACGUCACUACCUUUUUCUCUCCUUUUUUUCAGUAAUAGAGAAUAUGAAGAAAGCAUUGCGUCUUGUUCAGACUGAACUAUAAGUGCAGCAGUGAGAUCAUCGCACCCCAGGGAAGCAAUGUGAAUCAAGAAGUGUCUAUCUGACCCAUCUCUCUUUUCCCUCUCUGGAAUUUUAUUCCCAACCUGCCGUUAUCCCAUUCCAGGCCUAUCUUGCCUCUUCCAAGGGUGGUAGUAGUAGUAGUUGUAGGCCCCAUCUGCAGUAUCAUGCCACUUUAAAUAGUCAUGGCUUCCCCCAAAGAAUCCUGGGAAAUGUAGUCUGUUAAGGGUGCUGAGAGUUGCUAUUCCCCCUACAAAGCUAUAGUUCUCAGAGUGGCUUAACAGUAUCCCUCUUUCCACAGAAUUCUAGGAAUCGUAGCUCUUUGAGGGGGGGAUAGGUGGCCUCCUAACAACUCCUAGCAAAGUUAAUCAACUACAGUUCCCAGGAUUCUUUGGGGGAAGCCAUGACUGUUCAAAGGGGCAUGAUGAUGCUUUCAAAGUAUGGAGCAGUUUUGGCCAUGGAUGCAGUAUCAAACCUCAGUUAGUGAGAAUGAAGGCACAGUUUUACCUCAGGAUCCUUCCCUUCCUGGAACUUCAUAUCACAAUACCCCACCCCCACAGAGUCUCAUUCCACAGUUUGAGAAUCUGCAGUUGGAGGAAAGCAUACAUAGCAAUGCUUAUAUUUGUGAAAAUAAGAUACAAAGUAUGUUAGGAUGGGGAAAACUGCUUUGCAGAAAUGUGUAUAGUAGGGGAAAUUUUAUGCACAAGCAUGCAUCUGUUAGGAUCAAUCAGCAUGAAAAUGCUGGUGAAUUUUAUAUACGUGGAAGUGUGGAGAACUGAAUUUAAGAUUACAGAAGAUCGGAGAAAUGGAAAUUGACAAAUUCACCCGUCCUGAAAGCCACUAGCUGGCAAUGUCAUAUAAUGCCCAUGCAAACAUAUCAGCACAAAUAGUUUUCCCAUAGCCUUCAACCUAGGGUGUAAAAUGCUCUGUUUCAGCGCAUCCCAACCAUACAAGAUGCACAGAUGAGCAUCAGUCCAUGCUGGAUUAAUAGAAACUAGUGCAGACCAGUGCAGGCUCUGCAAUCUAAAUAGCUAGGAGCUGCUUCUAGCAUAGGCGUGCUGGAGAUGAAAAGGUAUUUCUCUUUUCCAGUGAUGCUUCUUGUAUUCCUGGUUACCUGGAUGAGAAUCUCCUGCUGCAUUUCUUGUGUCCAUUAAUUUACAGUAGUUAGCUCCCAGUCUUUAUAACACUGUGUAGAAAUAGGCUUUUGUGCAGAGUUAUCUUGAAGAUGUCAUUGCAAUCUGCAUUUGCUAAGAUAGUGUGAAUGAGCGAAAGAUCAAUUUCUUACAACGCAGUCCUAGGAAAGUUUAUUCAGAAAUCAUUUCCACUGAUUUCAGUGGCAUUGACUUCUUAAUAGGUGGCUUAAGAGCACAGCCUUAGUUGUUCUGCAAAGGAAUUGGUUGUGUUAUCUGCACAAAUAAUUGGUUGUAUUAUCUGCACAAAUUACUCCAAAUUAUUUGAAUUUUGUAUGGAACCCCCCCCCCAAAUAAAAUAAUAAACUUCUGACGAAUCUUUCAGACCU